Molecule: messenger RNA, 1689 nt
Organism: Penicillium angulare
Lineage: Eukaryota; Fungi; Ascomycota; Eurotiomycetes; Eurotiales; Aspergillaceae
Product: amidohydrolase
Exons: 2
Coding region: 1-1689 (562 amino acids)
Molecular function (GO): hydrolase activity, acting on carbon-nitrogen (but not peptide) bonds
Source: RefSeq, a predicted model, not a curated record
AUGUUCUCUUCAACAGACUCAAGCAACUCAGUUGCUUACUACAAUGGUAGAGUCUAUACUAUCAACGAAAAGCAGCCUUGGGCAGAAGCUUUUAUCGUUUCAGCAGCAGGUAUUAUCGAGGCAAUUGGCUCAGAAAAGGAUAUCCUACAAUUAGCAUCCUCAAGAGGUCUUAUCAAAUAUGAGCUGGCCCAGAAGUUCGUGAUGCCAGGUAUUCAUGAUGCCCAUACUCACCUUUUAAUCGCGAGCAUGCAAGCAUUAAAUGAGUCCUCAAUUGGAUUUGAUUCGGGCGCCGAGAACAUUGGCGACAGAAUCAAACAUGGCGUAUGCGCCUGUUCAUAUCAUAAUGUUACUGGCGACUGGGUGAUUGGAAACUUCUAUCAGGCCAGCUUUUUCCCAAACGGUAUCCCUGAUCGUAAAUAUCUGGACGCCAAUUACCCGGACACACCAGUCCUUGUGCGUGAGGUUUCUUGCCAUCGUAUUCUUCUCAAUACAGCGGGAUUGAAGAAAGCGGGAAUCGAUCCUACCAAUGCCAUUGAUCCCGUGGGGGGCUUUUAUAUCCGUCGCCCUGAUGGAAGUCUUACUGGGGAAGUCGCGGAAAACGCGAUGAGCCAAGUCUUUUCCAAGCUUCCCAUUCCGCCACUGUCUCAUGCCAAACGGGCUCUGCAGUUCGGAAUUAACAUGUGUCAUCGGUACGGUAUCACGUCUUGUCAAGAAGCAUCUGCGAAUUCGACGUAUCUCCAUGCCUUGAAAGAACUGGAACAAGAAAAUCAGUUGGCCCUCGAUGUGUAUACUCAUAUUGUCUGUGCUCCAGAGACAUUUGCAAUGGAGUCGAGUGAGAGUCUUUCGGCGUUGCUGGAUGUCUCAGAGGGCUUUCGCAGCAAACAUGUGCAUACUAAUUUUGUCAAGUUCUGGCUUGAUGGUGCCCCAUUACCGCCACAGUUCACGCAAUGUGAUCUAGAUCCUGCUGGAGUCCCCGAGAAAAGGAACGUAGUCAUUGGAUGGGACUUUCUUGAAGUGGCGGUGGAGAAGUAUGAUGCACGCGGAAUGACAUGUAAACUGCAUGUCGCAGGUGAAGGCUCUGCUCGCGGUGCAUUGGACGUUUUGGAAAAAGUUCGACAAAAGAAUCCUAACGGCCCGAGGCAUGAAUUGGCGCACUGCAGUGCAGUUCAUCCAGAUGACGUUCCUCGCUUUGUCAAAAGCCGUAUCACGGCUGAAAUGUCCCCUGCUAUAUUCCAUGAGCCCGUCGUCCAAGAAAUUCCACAUCUACUAAAAUGGCCCUUCAACGACGUUUUACAGAGUGGUGCUCAAAUGACAAUCGGUUCCGACUGGUUAUUGCCCGAAACGCCAAGCUUAUUCGAUGCGUUGGCAGCCAUCGUGGAGAAAGUGGAGUUCUUCCCGGGUGGUAAAAGAAGUACAGCUUUAGCAGAGGGGAAGAGCCGAAAGGAACGCGGAGGUGAGAUUCUCUGUAGAGUUAUCUCUCUCGGUGGCGCCGAGGCAGUCGGAGCCGAGACAAGAAGUGGGAGCCUUGAAGUGGGCAAGGUGGCUAAUUUCAUAGCUCUCGAUCAAGACCUGAGUAAGGGUGAGUUCUCGGGGGCAAACGUCUUGAAGACAUGGUUUGAGGGACGGAUAGUGUACGAUGCCAGUUUUGGUGGCAAGUCUGUAUCUACCGAUUCUGGCAGUAAGUUAUGA